CAAGAAAAUGAAGACCGAUUUUAAGUUUUCUAAUUUAUGUGGAACAGUAUAUACCCAAGGAAAUUUAUUGUUUACUUCUGAUGGAAAUUCAUUAUUAAGUCCGGUUGGAAACCGUGUUUCGAUGUUUGAUCUUUUAAACAAUAAAUCCCUUACUUUUCCAUUUGAAAGUAAAAAAAACAUCAAACGAAUAGCCUUGUCUCCAAAUGCUAAUUUGUUGCUUACAGUUGAUGAAGAUGGAAGAGUACUUUUAAUUAAUUUUCAUCGUCGCGUAGUGUUACACUAUUUCAAUUUCAAAUCGCCAGCUGAAGAUGUCCAAUUCAGUAAUGAUGGCAAAUAUUUCGCUGUUGCUCUUGGAAAGCAUAUUCAAGUUUGGAAAUCUCCAGGAUUUAAUCGUGAAUUUGCUCCAUUCGUAUUACAUCGAAAGUAUACAGGUCAUUUUGAUGAUGUCACAUCUAUAACUUGGACGAGCGAUUCUCGAUUUUUUAUUUCCACUUCAAAAGACAUGACUGCAAGAAUUUAUUCUCUUCAUCCCAUAGAAGGAUUCACACCAAUUACGUUAGCAGGACACAGAAAUUACGUAAUUGGUGCAUAUUUUUCUUCUGAUCAGGAAACAAUUUAUACUGUCAGUAAAGACGGUGCAUUAUUUAUUUGGAAAUACAAAGCAUUUAAUGAAAUAAAAAGGGAGGAGGAUGAGGAUGAUGAAAUGGAUAUUGAUAAAAAAGAAGACGUUCAACUAGCAAAGAAAUGGGUGAUAGUUUCGCGCCAUUAUUUUAAUCAAUCUAGUGCAAAAGUUGUUUGUUCUGCUUACCACGCAGCGUCAAAAUUACUAGUUAUUGGUUUUUCAUCUGGAAUUUUUGGAAUUUGGGAAAUGCCAGAAUUUAACAAUAUUCAUACUUUGAGUAUUUCACAAAAAAGGAUUGAUUCUGUGACAAUUAAUGCUACUGGAGAAUGGCUAGCAUUCGGAUCUUCGAAAUUAGGACAGCUUCUAGUUUGGGAAUGGCAAUCUGAAUCAUAUGUUCUUAAGCAACAAGGACAUUAUUAUGAUAUGAAUACCUUAUCAUAUUCAGCAGAUGGUCAGAAUAUUGCGACUGGAGGUGAUGAUGGAAAAGUUAAGGUGUGGAAUACUGUAUCUGGAUUUUGUUUUGUCACGUUUUCUGAACACUCUUCAGGUGUGUCGGUGGUGGAAUUCGCGAAAAACGGACAAGUGUUAUUUUCUGCAUCUUUAGAUGGAACUGUUAGAGCAUUCGAUUUAAUCCGUUAUAGGAAUUUUAGAACCUUUACAUCACCUUCACCGGUCCAAUUUACUGCAUUGGCAGUUGACCCCAGUGGAGAAAUUGUAUGUGCCGGUUCAAUGGAUACCUUUGAAAUUUUUGUUUGGUCAGUCCAAACCGGUAAACUUUUAGAUGUGUUAGCAGGCCAUGAAGGACCAAUAAGUUCUUUAGCUUUUAGUCCGUCUGGUAUUGAAUUAGCUUCUGGCUCAUGGGAUGGUACGACACGUACAUGGGAUGUAUUUAAUCGUGGAAAACAUGUUGAAAUAUUUCGCCAUAAUUCAGAUGUAUUAGCUAUAGUUUAUCGUCCUGAUGGAAAACAAUUAGCAACUUCUACAUUAGAUGGUCAAAUUAUUUUUUGGGAUGUUGAAAAUGGUAUUCAAACUGGUACUAUUGAAGGUCGUAAAGAUAUUUCUGGAGGUAGGAGAGCCAAUGAUAGAACCACAGCUGCGAAUUCUUCUUCAGGAAAAUCAUUCAAUAGUUUAUGUUAUACGGCUGAUGGAUCAUGUAUAUUAGCAGGAGGAAAUAGCAAAUAUGUUUGCCUUUAUGAUGCGAAAAGUCAAUUGCUUUUAAAAAAAUUUCAAAUCUCUCAUAAUUUAUCUCUAGAUGGAAUACAGGAAUUUUUAAAUAGUAAAAAUAUAACAGAAGCUGGUCCACUUGAUUUAAUAGAUGAAACGGGAGAAUUAAGCGAUUUAGAAGAUAGGUUAGAUAAUAGUCUACCAGGGACACAGAAAGGAGAUCUUUCAAUACGUAAAACACGCCCAGAAAUUCGUACAAAAUCUAUAAAAUUUUCACCAACAGGACAAUCAUGGUCAGCAGCAUCAACAGAAGGUUUAUUAAUUUAUUCAUUAGAUGAAAACUUGUUAUUUGAUCCAUUUGAAUUAGAAAUUGAUAUAACACCUAAAAGUAUAUUAGAAACUUUACGUUCAGAGGAAUAUCUUAAAGCACUUAUUAUGUCAUUUAGACUUAAUGAAUUAUAUUUAAUUCAUCAAGUUUAUGAAAAAAUUUCACCUGAAAAUAUCGAAUUAAUAGUAAAAGAUUUUCCAGAAAAAUAUAUAGAAAAAUUAUUAAAAUUUAUUGCUAGUAACAUUGAAGAAUCUCCUCAUGUUGAAUUUCAUUUAUUAUGGAUAAUGAAAUUAUUAGCUAUACAUGGAAAAUAUUUAAGACAAUAUUCCAAUCAAUUUUCGAGUAUAUUGCGAUUUUUACAAAAAGCUAUUGGAAAAACUCUAGAGGAUUUGGCUAAAAUAUGCGAUGAAAAUAUAUACACAAUUGAAUAUCUCAUAUCUUUAAAAGAUCAAUAAAAAAAUGGGCGAAUAUUUAUUGUCAUACGAUUUUCCUUUAAAAGUAUAAUCAUAAAAUUUUAUUAUUUAGUAUCGAAAUUUGCUAGUGCUAAUUUCAAAUUAUUCAAUAUUGGUGCGUC
Messenger RNA from Rhizophagus irregularis DAOM 181602=DAOM 197198, 2688 nucleotides. RefSeq lists its product as uncharacterized. The record is from RefSeq and is a predicted model, not a curated record. Gene Ontology annotation, molecular function: protein binding. Lineage: Eukaryota; Fungi; Glomeromycota; Glomeromycetes; Glomerales; Glomeraceae. Gene Ontology annotation, biological process: ribosomal small subunit assembly; maturation of SSU-rRNA from tricistronic rRNA transcript (SSU-rRNA, 5.8S rRNA, LSU-rRNA). Gene Ontology annotation, cellular component: Pwp2p-containing subcomplex of 90S preribosome; small-subunit processome.